Messenger RNA from Ilex paraguariensis (yerba mate), 1023 nucleotides. The record is from the annotation of a GenBank genome assembly. Lineage: Eukaryota; Viridiplantae; Streptophyta; Magnoliopsida; Aquifoliales; Aquifoliaceae.
AUGAGGGAGUGCAUUUCGAUUCACAUCGGUCAAGCUGGUAUUCAGGUCGGCAAUGCCUGCUGGGAACUUUACUGCCUUGAGCAUGGCAUUCAUCCUGAUGGCCAGAUGCCGAGUGACAAAACCGUUGGUGGAGGUGAUGAUGCAUUUAACACUUUUUUCAGCGAAACUGGAGCUGGAAAGCACGUCCCUCGCGCUGUUUUCGUAGAUCUUGAGCCCACUGUCAUUGACGAAGUGAGGACUGGAGCAUACCGUCAGCUCUUCCACCCUGAGCAACUCAUCAGUGGCAAGGAAGAUGCUGCCAACAACUUUGCCCGUGGCCACUACACCAUUGGGAAAGAGAUUGUUGAUCUCUGCUUGGAUCGCAUCCGGAAGCUUGCUGACAACUGCACUGGCCUUCAGGGUUUUCUUGUUUUCAAUGCUGUUGGUGGUGGUACUGGUUCGGGCCUUGGGUCACUUCUGCUGGAGCGGCUUUCUGUUGACUACGGCAAGAAAUCAAAGCUUGGUUUCACCAUUUAUCCCUCACCCCAGGUUUCUACAUCUGUUGUGGAGCCCUACAACAGUGUCCUGUCAACCCAUUCCCUUCUUGAGCAUACUGAUGUUGCUGUGCUUCUUGACAACGAGGCCAUUUAUGAUAUCUGCAGGCGCUCCCUUGACAUUGAGCGCCCCACUUACACCAAUCUUAACCGCCUUAUCUCCCAGGUGAUUUCUUCACUUACUGCUUCUUUGAGGCGCUCCCAUGACAUUGAGCGGCCCACUUACACCAAUCUUAACCGCCUUAUCUCCCAGGUGAUUUAUUCACUUACUGCUUCUUUGAGGUUUGAUGGAGCCUUGAAUGUCAAUGUGACUGAAUUUCAGACCAACCUUGUGUCCUACCUCAGGAUCCAUUUUAUGCUUUCCUCAUAUGCUCCUGAAAUCAAUAUAGAUGGUGUAAGUGGUUUCGUUUACAUCUACAAGCUUGUCGAUGCGUGUUUGUUCCCGUGUCAAGAUGAGCCAGGGAAAACUCUGCAUUUUAAUGGUUUUUAG